AUGCUCUCUAGGUACACCGCGCACGCGCUCAGGCAGACGGCCUCGCGCUCGGCCGUUCAGGCCAGGAGGGGGAUCUCAGUCCAGUCUUUGCUGCAUGGGUCCCCCGAGGCCCAGGAAGAGGGCGACGUCUCGAUCCAACAGCACUCGCGUCUUGUCGCCCGUGGCAAGUACGUGCACGGUCUUGAAAUCCACAAGGUCAAGCCCGACGCCGUGAAGGAGUACAAGAAGGCUGCAGAGGCGUACUACACCGGGAUCAAGGAUGACCCGGAACUCCAUGUGAAGUUGACCGGAAGUUGGGAGUCAGUUGUGGGCGAACAAGACGUGUUUUUCCACAUCUUGGAGUAUGAGAAUUACUGCGGGUACGAUAAGACGACCCAGAAGAUCAGAACUUCGGAGCACGCCGACACGUACGGGAAACUGAUCCCACACCUGACCUCGCGUUCGCAACAGCUUUGUCAGGAGUUUGCGUUCUUCCCGACGACGCCUCCUCGCAUCGAGGGCGGCAUCUUCGAGCUGCGAACGUAUCAGCUUCACCCAGGCACGCUGUUGCAAUGGGAGCAUACCUGGCGUAAGGGCAUCGAGGCACGCCGGAAGUUUGUCGAGCCUGUUGGAGCCUGGUUCUCGCAAGUGGGCCGGCUGCACCAAGUGCACCACAUGUGGCAGUACCCGGAUCUGCAGAGUCGCAAAGACAUGCGGGAGAAGGCGUGGAAGAUAGAUGGCUGGUCGGAGACGGUCUCGAAGACCGCAGAGUACUCGGCGCUCAUGGACGCAAUGAUCCUGGAACCGUUGCCCUUCAGCCCGCUCAAGUGA
Molecule: messenger RNA, 810 nt
Organism: Epithele typhae
Lineage: Eukaryota; Fungi; Basidiomycota; Agaricomycetes; Polyporales; Epitheliaceae
Product: NIPSNAP-domain-containing protein
Exons: 9
Coding region: 1-810 (269 amino acids)
Cellular component (GO): mitochondrion
Source: RefSeq, a predicted model, not a curated record